Molecule: messenger RNA, 1832 nt
Organism: Phalaenopsis equestris
Lineage: Eukaryota; Viridiplantae; Streptophyta; Magnoliopsida; Asparagales; Orchidaceae
Exons: 3
Coding region: 550-1701 (383 amino acids)
Cellular component (GO): membrane
Molecular function (GO): glycosyltransferase activity
Source: RefSeq, a predicted model, not a curated record
CCGUUGCAUAAAUUUGCACCUAGAAUUUCUGGUGGGCGACGAGGACGUAACAAUCGAGCUACUCAGCCGCGGACUUUUGAUCUCCAACAUUCAUUCCUACGGUCAAUAUACCGCCAAUGGGCGGUAUCAGUCGCCAUUUUUUUUCUAAUUUGUUGACCACUGAGUCUGGUCGACGCAGGGCGACAACGUGUAUCUUCUUCUCUUUUGUUUUGCAAACAAUUUGAAGAACCCUAACUUUAAUCUCUCUUCCUUUGUCUUCCCUGUCUAUAAAGACUCCCAUGGACUCGUUCCUUCCCUGCGGCGAGGCCCCACCAAACCGCGAAGAGCUGCUACAUCCCUCGUCGAAAUCCACCUGUUUCCUGAACCUUCCCGUCGAUAUAAACGCAAUUCACUCCUCAGGCGGUGCCGGCUUGGAGUUUGCGGUGAGAAAGCCUUCCUUUUCCUUCUUAUUAGCCCUUAAAAGGCGUGAUUUUGGAUACGGGUUCUCUCUUUCUUCCUCUCAAAGAAGUCUUUUGAAUCGGAAACGUUGAUAGCUGUGUGUGUUCUGAGAUGCUGUCUAGGGUAUUUCAUAACGAAGAUGGCAAGGAUUCGACACAGAGGAUCCAACCCAGGGGUUAUUUGUUUAGUAUCGUCAAGUACUUUGGCCCUUUCUUGCUUCUGGCUGCUGGGUUUUUCACCUUUGGUGCUCGGUACUUCGAUACUCAUAUUUUAAAUUUGCAGUCACCAAGGUCUGGUUUUUUGCCCUGUAUCACUGUGGAGCCGAGUGGAAUGAAUCGUUUGAUCAAGCCUCCUUCUUCUUUGUCGCAUAAUAUGAGUGAUGAGGAGCUUUUCUGGAUUGCGAGCUUUGCCCCGCAAGUUAAGAAGUAUCCUUUCAAUAGGGUCCCGAAGGUGGCUUUCAUGUUCUUGACGAGGGGACCUUUGCCUCUCUUUCCGCUGUGGGAGAAAUUCUUUAAGGGAAAUGAGGGUCUUUAUUCAAUCUAUGUUCAUUCAUUGCCCGGCUAUGAACCCAACUAUCCGAAGGAGUCCGUAUUCUAUAAGAGGCAGAUUCCAAGCCAGGUAGCAGAAUGGGGAAGAAUGAGCAUAUGCGAUGCAGAGAGACGCCUCCUCGCCAACGCGCUCCUCGAUCUCUCCAACGAGCACUUUGUUCUUCUCUCCGAGUCCUGCGUCCCCCUCUACAACUUCACCAUCAUCUACAAAUACCUGCAGAGAUCUCGCUUCAGUUUCAUGGGCGUCUUUGACGACAGAGGCCCUCACGGCAGAGGAAGGUAUAACCCCAACAUGGCUCCAUUGAUUUCCCUCAAUCAAUGGCGCAAAGGUUCUCAGUGGUUUGAAGUCAGCAGAGAUAUUGCAAUAUAUAUUAUACAAGACACCAAGUACUACGCCAAGUUCAAGGAAUUCUGCAGGCCGCCUUGCUAUGUCGACGAGCAUUACUUCCCCACCAUGCUGCAUAUUGAAAAGUCGAAUCUGAUAGCUAAUAUUAGUCUCACCUUCGUGGAUUGGUCGAGAGGUGGAGCUCAUCCGGCGACUUUUGGGAAGGAAGAUAUUAAUGAGGAGUCUAUGAAGAAGAAGCUUCUGAGUGGAUGGGAGUGUAUGUACAAUGGCCAGCAUUCUUCUCUCUGUGUCCUCUUUGCGAGGAAAUUUGCUCCCAGUUCGUUGGAGCCAUUGUUGAAGCUUGCGCCGGCUGUGCUUGGAUUUGGGUGAGUGUGGGGGAGAUAAGAUUGAGGAUUGUUCGGAGUGAUUAGCGGUGAAUGUGCUAAUAAAUUAGUGUUGGGGUUAGGGUUUCUUAAUGUAAUUAAGAUGAUAUGUAAUGUGUUUUUUUGUAAAGGAAAUAU